Triticum turgidum subsp. durum (durum wheat) is the source of this 405-nucleotide messenger RNA. The record is from the annotation of a GenBank genome assembly. NCBI's taxonomy places the organism in Eukaryota, Viridiplantae, Streptophyta, Magnoliopsida, Poales, Poaceae.
AUGCCUUAUAUGUUUUCAAAACACAAAUCUGAGUGUUCUCUGUUCCUUGUCCGCAUGGCUUCUGUGCAGAAGCCUAGGUUCCGCUUAAGCGAGCUUGGCACUAGGCAGAGGCAACACACUUGCUUAGCGCCUACUGCUUACUUUUUCCUUGAUCCAGGCUAUCAUCAUGUAUUAAGGAGGUGUUUGGUUAGGCUUAUGUUGGCUGAUAUGCCAAAAGAACACCUAUCCAUGGGGUUUUGCCUUUUGGCUUUUGGCUGGAUAUUGUUACAUGAUGGUAUAAGCCAAAAAUACAUAAAUUGGUGUUUUUUGGGCUUAUACGCCAAAGUUAGCCUAGCCAAACACCCCCAAAGCCAUCUCAGAGGACACCUCUUAGUUAGGGGAGAAUGCAUGGGUUGGUUUUGUUAG